GUUGGUACGGCUGCCGUGAUCCCGGCAGGAAAGGGAUUACAAAUAAACAAGAAGUGAUUGUGUACUGUGUAGUAGCCUCACAGUUAUGGCUCUAUGCAAUCGCUGACUCCCUCACCUGCUCUACUCUCCACGAUCAGAGUCUCUCUUCUUCUUCGCCUUUCAAAGAUAACCAAAAGAGCUUCACAACACUGUUAUAUUCACAAACCCUACCUAUCCUGUUUUCAAAAUUCAACUUCGUCCAGAUCUCGACCCCCAAUUCUCUCCCCCCCACAAUCCAGAGACCACCCCCACCAAAUCCCCUCUGAGGUUUCUUUUCUGCCCCAAAUCUCAAAUGGGUCGCAAGCAAAAUGGCCCAGAAGCCACCCACUACACCUCUCUGAUCCUCUUCUUGGUGGGUCUGAUUUCCUGUGCUCUGGUCUACGCAGUCCUCUCUGUGGUGCUCAGACCCUCCCCUAUUUCAGAGAUUGAUUCCUUGGCAUCGUUUAAAGAGAGUGGUGGCGAGGUGGAGGGAGAGAAUGGAGGAUGUUGUAGGGGAAUUGAGCAUUUGGAGCUUUGGGGGAACGCUGUGAAGUGGGGCUCGGAGUUCAAAUUCAAUUCAUCUGAAGAGUGUUGCAAGGCUUGUAAGGCCAUGUGUAGUGGCAGCGAUGGACCAUGCUUAUGUGAUUCCUGGGUCUUUUGUGGGAGUCGGGAUGCUUGCGGGCCGCAAUUCGGUGAGUGCUGGUUGAAAAAACAAAAGGACAACUUGGCCCCAGCACGGCAAAAUGAGGGGCAAACAGUUAGUUGGACUUCUGGCCUCAUCUUUGGGAAAGGAGAGGGAAUCAUUGGCUUGGAAACGGAAUAUGGCACUCUUCAUAUAAAACUUUUCCCCGACUGUGCCCCUUAUUCUGUGGCUUAUAUUCUAGAAUUGCUGACAUCACGCCAUUGUGCGGGUUGCCAGUUUUAUCGAGCAGAGGGCCGGGGUCAAUCUUGGGAUUCAGAAGGAAAUCACAUAGAAAAUGCUCCUUUUGGCCCUCCAUUUGCACUGAUUCAAGGAACACUAGAACCCCAAGGAUCUACAUUUAAGAAGAUUCCAACAGAAGUUUGUCCGACCUUAAGAAGGGGUUCGGUUGCAUGGAUUGGUUCUGGCCCUGAGUUCUUCAUAAGCCUUGCAAACCACCAAGAGUGGAAAAACGCAUACACCGUGUUUGGUUCUGUUCUUCCAGAAGACAUGGAAAUGGCUGAGAAAAUUGCUCUGCUUCCCACCAGAUCGGAUGUUUGGAACAAUGUCAACGUGUCUGUCUUGGAAACACCCGUGUCUUUGCAGCUUCGAAGAAUCAAGACAAGUAACGGAGAUCUUACACGAAAGUAAAAUCAGGUUGAAGCAGGAUAUAGACGUUUGCAAAUUUGAGGUUUUUCUUUUUCUCUGCUGCUUUCUUAUAUAUAUAGGACGUACGAUUUGUUUCUGCAUCUUUUGCUGAGUAAUAAGAUAGUCUCCUGGCCUAGUGGUAUUUUCCCGCACAUCAGGGGAAGUUCUGUAUCCAAACUUUGUAACAAUAUGUACAUUUAUCUGAAGGAAUAUAAAUUGAAAGACUAUCAAAAUUUUCAUUCAA
This is a messenger RNA of Juglans regia (Persian walnut), 1589 nucleotides long. RefSeq lists its product as uncharacterized. The transcript has 5 exons. Bases 332 to 1348 code for a protein of 338 amino acids. Gene Ontology annotation, biological process: protein peptidyl-prolyl isomerization. The record is from RefSeq and is a predicted model, not a curated record. Lineage: Eukaryota; Viridiplantae; Streptophyta; Magnoliopsida; Fagales; Juglandaceae. Gene Ontology annotation, molecular function: peptidyl-prolyl cis-trans isomerase activity.